AUGGACAAAACGCCAUCAGCAGGUUUGAACACUGGGAAGAAAAACGCAUACAUGGCAAUCAAAGUAGAUCCCGAUGAGGAUUACUGUACCCCAGGUGCAUUUGAAUUGGAGCGACUCUUCUGGAAAGGAUGCCCGAAGUACACUCAUGUCAAUGAAGUCUGGCCCAGCCUCUACAUAGGAGAUGAGAAAACUGCGUUAGACCGCUACAGCCUUGAGAAGGCAGGCUUCACCCACAUCCUCAAUGCGGCUCACGGUCAGAAGAAUGUGGACACAGGGCCAGAAUAUUACCAUGACAUGGCUGUGGAGUACCAUGGAGUGGAAGCAGAUGAUCUCCCCACUUUCAAGCUCAGCCAGUUCUUUUAUUCCGCUUCUAAAUUCAUUGAUAAUGCGCUUCAGGAUGAAAGAAAUAAGGUCCUGGUUCACUGUGCUAUGGGUCGCAGCCGGUCAGCCACACUGGUCUUAGCUUACCUGAUGAUUUACAAGAACAUGACAGUGGUGGAUGCCAUUGAACAAGUAUCAAGGCACCGAUGCAUCUUGCCAAACCGGGGCUUCUUGAAGCAGCUGAGAGAACUGGACAUAGCGUUGGCAUUGCAGAGGAGGAACACCAAAAACAGCCUACCAUCCAAUGAUGACGAGACCAGCACCAUGAUCUAG
This is a messenger RNA of Cygnus atratus (black swan), 654 nucleotides long. RefSeq names its product dual specificity phosphatase 29. Gene Ontology annotation, biological process: protein dephosphorylation; negative regulation of MAPK cascade. Gene Ontology annotation, molecular function: MAP kinase phosphatase activity; protein tyrosine/serine/threonine phosphatase activity. Gene Ontology annotation, cellular component: cytoplasm. Lineage: Eukaryota; Metazoa; Chordata; Aves; Anseriformes; Anatidae. The coding region runs from base 1 to 654 and encodes 217 amino acids. The transcript has 3 exons. The record is from RefSeq and is a predicted model, not a curated record.